Messenger RNA from Arabis nemorensis, 684 nucleotides. The record is from the annotation of a GenBank genome assembly. NCBI's taxonomy places the organism in Eukaryota, Viridiplantae, Streptophyta, Magnoliopsida, Brassicales, Brassicaceae.
AUGGAGAAAAGAGGAGGAAGUAGUGGUGGCUCGGGAUCAUCGGGAGAAGCAGAGGUGAGAAAAGGACCAUGGACCAUGGAGGAAGAUCUCAUUCUUAUCAACUAUAUCGCCAACCACGGCGAUGGCGUUUGGAACUCUCUUGCCAAAUCUGCAGGUCUAAAACGCACCGGAAAAAGUUGCCGGCUCCGGUGGCUGAACUAUCUCCGCCCUGACGUACGACGGGGAAACAUCACGCCGGAGGAGCAACUUAUCAUCAUGGAACUUCAUGCUAAGUGGGGAAACAGGUGGUCGAAAAUCGCCAAGCACCUUCCAGGAAGAACCGACAACGAAAUCAAAAAUUUCUGGAGAACAAGAAUCCAAAAAUACAUCAAACAAUCCGAUGUAAUAACAACAACAACGUCGUCCGUUGGAUCUGGAUGUUCAGAGAUCAACGAUCAAGCUGCAAGCACGUCGAGCCAUAAUGUCUUUUGUAAACAAGAUCAAGUGAUGGAGACUUAUUCUCCUACAACAACGUCGUAUCAACAACAUCCCAAUAUGGAUUUCAACUACGGUAACUAUCCCGCGGCCGCGACCACGACAACGACGGAUUAUCCGAUUCCAAUGACCGUUGAUGAUCAGUCCGGUGAAAGCUAUUGGGGUAUGGAUGAUAUUUGGUCAUCAAUGCAUUUGCUGAAUGGUAAUUGA